This is a messenger RNA of Penicillium concentricum, 2319 nucleotides long. Its product is annotated as fungal specific transcription factor domain-containing protein. The record is from RefSeq and is a predicted model, not a curated record. Gene Ontology annotation, biological process: DNA-templated transcription. Lineage: Eukaryota; Fungi; Ascomycota; Eurotiomycetes; Eurotiales; Aspergillaceae. The transcript has 6 exons. Bases 1 to 2319 code for a protein of 772 amino acids. Gene Ontology annotation, molecular function: DNA binding; zinc ion binding.
AUGUCUCAACAAACCAUCAUUCUCAUCACAGGCGCGAAUUCAGGAGUGGGCUACGCAACCGCCCAAACUCUAGCCUCGCACCCAAACCACCAUGUGAUAAUGGCCUGCCGUGACCUCCAAAAGGGCCAACAAGCCCUAUCGGAACUCCAAAGCAAAGAUCUCAAGGGAACACUAUCCCUACUCCAACUGAACGUGGAAGACGACACCUCCAUAACCCAAGCCGUCAACACCGUCAACAACCAAUUCAACCGACUCGACAUCCUAGUCAACAACGCCGGCUCAGCGGCACCCAACAGCACCGGCCGCGCGAGAAUGAACCUGAUCUUCUCGACAAACGUGAUCGGCGCAACUAUGGUCGCAGAGGCUUUCACGCCCCUCCUCCUCAAAUCAGAGAAACCCUAUGUGAUCCAGAUCUCCAGUAGUCUGGGCUCAAUGAGUAUGGCAACUGAUCCCAGUAGCGAAUCUUAUCCGGUGCCUUGGGAUGACUACCGCACGAGCAAGGCGGCGCUGAAUAUGAUGACUGUUCAGAUGCAUAAGCGGUUGCAGAGUCAUGGUGUGCGGGUUUUUGCGUUCUGUCCUGGUCUUGUGAGGUCGAAUUUGAGGGGCGUCGAUGAGGCUGCUGUUAGUGCGCGUGGAAUGGCUGGGGAUCCGUUGGAGUCUGCUAGGGGGAUUUUGGGGAUUGUACUUGGGGAGAGGGAUGGGGAGCAGCAGACCAAGGAACCGGAGUCCGUGCCGAUGGAUCUACCGCCUUCUCUUAGUGGGCUUCUCGAGGCCUUUUCCAAUGCCGAGGAUGUAGAUCGGCUGGAACGAGGCGGGGAUGAUCUAGGUCCCUUUGCGCAGUUUGUCGCAUCAGGGAACAGUUAUCUUACGACGAUAAAUGAGCUUCUCUCGCCGCAGACCCCGGAUCUUAUUCCGGGGGAGCACAAUCAGCCCUUCGAACUGCAGCGAAGUUUCCAAGCCCCGCUUCCGAAUAUCUCUGAAGAAAGUAAAGGAUAUCUACAUUUGAAAGGAGCUCUCAGAAUAGUGACCAUUGAACUUCGGAAUGAGUUGCUUGGGGCUUAUAUCAAAUAUGUGCAUCCUCUCUUGCCUGUCAUUGAUUUGCAAUGGUUCUUAUUCAAUGUCAUGGUCGAGGAUGAAUCCCAAUUUCCAAGUCCGCUUCUUCAUCAAGCUGUCAUGUUGGCUGGGAGUGCAUUUAUUGAGCAGGAAGCUGCCAUCAAAGCUGGGUUCUCGUCACGGAAAGCAUUGCGAAGAACAUUAUUUGCGCGAGCUAAGCUUCUUUAUGAAUUUGAGACCGAGCCCAACGCAUACACCCAGAUCCAAGCUUUGCUACUCAUGAUGCAGUGGCAUGGAAGUGGAGGUGGCCACAAAACCCCAACAUACUGGUUCGAUCUCGCCUAUUCGACAGCAGAGCGCGUCGGUCUCCUUGCGAGUUUAGAAACAGGUAGUUUUUCACACAAGCACAGACUGUGGUGGUGUCUCUAUGUGCGCGACCGCAUUCUCUCCCUCGGCUUCCGUCGACCACUACGAAUCCCAAACAGCGAUGUCACAAUGUCGCUGCUAGAGGCUACGAAAUACUAUUCCUCUGAGCCAUACCAUGAACUCGUGCUGGUUAUGCUGGGUGAAGCAUCAGCCAUGCUCAACUGGGAAAACCAAGAGCGAAUGAUGCUUCUGUUCAUCCAGGAGAUUAAGCUUGCUCAUUGCGUGGGCGUCAUCAUCAAUCUUCUUUACCAAGAUGCUUGGUCGCCGUCGCCGUCGGGAGACUGUGAAUACUCCAUGGUACCCAAGUCAAAUAUCUCACAGGCUGCCAUAACGGGAUGCGAACAGCUUCUGAAAACCUGGAUUCAGAAUCUCCCUGCCCCGGCACAUUACUACUCCCCGUCACUCUUGCAUCAUUGCCAUACAGAGUCUCCGGAGAUCGUUCUUCUCGUGCAUCAGGCUUUCCUGUAUCUCCUCCAUCUCACUGCGAUGUCCAUACUCUGCCAAGCUGCGUCGUGCGGAGGAGAUGGUCUCAAGACCACUAUAGCCUCGGAAAUGAGAGGCUUGACUUUGCAGGUCAAUGAGACUCUCAAUGAGCUGCAUGACUGCAGGAUGCUUCAUUUUCUCCCUGGAAGCACUAUUACUAUAUUGAUUAUUAUUCUUGAGGCAAGCCUUCCUGAUCUGAAGGUUUCGGAUGAUAUUGUGAGGAUGCAGGCCAUGUCGAACUUGUACACCUGUGAGGAAGCGGCUGGGCAUUUACUACAAACAUAUCCCGCGGCCGAGAUUGUUCUCUCACAGGCGCAAAAUGCUCGUGGACAUCUCUUGGGGUUGAUCGCAACUUGA